AUCGUUGAACAUAAACAUUGAAAAGUGUCAAACAAGUUGCACUUCUGUUUCGUACUCGGUUCUGGAUUUAAUUUUUUUUUUCAUAAAACCAACUGAAAAUUACAUUUGCAUCCAUAUAAACUCUCUGGCCAUGAGUUUCCAGUUUAAUUUCCAAACUCAUUCCAAUACCAAUGGCACAUCCUCUGAACGACUGCAUGUAUUCGCUUCAGUCAAAAGAGAUGAAUCGAAGCUGGUCGACGCAUCAUCGGACAUUUCAACGAAAAAAGUGGUGAAACAGCGUACAAAUUUGCUGGCGAUGCAAACAAGUUCACGACUUUUUUCAAACCGUGACAAAACUGGUGACAUCAAAUUCAAAGUAGGCCACGAAGAGAUUUGGGCACACAAAUGUGUGUUGGCGGCACUGAGUCCAAAGUACGAAACACAAUUCUACGGUGCUGGUGAAUUUGAUGACAAAAACAGCAAUAUGAUCGAAGUAAAGGAAGUGACAGCGGCUGCUUUCACGGAAUUUCUUCAAUUUUUCUAUUUGAAACACUUUCAAUUGACACACGAAAAUAUUGAGCACGUUUUUACACUGGCCGAAGCAUCACUGGUUGAGGAAUUUGUCGAUUUAUGUAUUGGUUUCCUCACCGAAACGGUGUCCAAUGAAAAUGUGUGCCAAAGUUAUUACCUGGCCAUGAAGCAUGGAUGCGAGAAUUUGAUCGAGACUUGCGAACGAAAACUCAGCUUGCAUUCGGACGAAGUGUUCGCAUCGAAUGGGUUCAUCGCCAGCAAUCGUGAGGUGAUUUACAACAUUCUUCAAUUGGAUUCGUUGAACUGCAAAGAAACCGAAGUGUUCAACGCUUGUGUGGCAUGGGCCAAGAAUUUUUGCACCGAAAAUGGCACCGAUCCAGAGGAUAAGAAGAAUUUACGUGAGGCAUUCGUUGGGACAGCAACUCCACCGGUGAAUUUAUUACAUCAAAUUCGCUUUGGUGUCAUGUCAAUCGAAGAGUUCAUGGUGUGCUACAAGUCGUACAAGAAUCUCUUCACCGAAGACGAACGAGAAGAAAUCCUGUAUACCAUUGGCAAAGUGACCGACACAAAGCCGAAGCGAUUCAACGAGGAAUUACGAGAUGUUCCGUAUCGGAAAUGGAGCGAAGACGCCAAAAUUGAAUGCAAUCGAAUUUUCGCUGAAACACCAUUGGCCAAUUUCCAUUUUGGUGCGUACAAAACCACAUUUUCCUUCAAUAAACCGAUUUUGUUGGGCGGUUUCUACUGUGGAUGUCUAUUCGAAAAUGCCGGCAGUGGCGUCAAUGAAAAACUUGUAUCGGCCAACUUAACCAUCAUUCGGAAACACACAACACAAGAUGCCGAUGGAAAGAUGGUUUUCAACAGCGUUGAACAACUGGCAUUUGGCACGAAACAACAAGCCACCGUCAAACUUCAACGACCGAUUUUCAUCAAACCCGAUUUUGUGUACGAAAUUCAAUUGGAAUUCAAAGAAGGUUUCAGCGUGAAAAAUUACGAAUUCAAAAAAGAAGUGACUUUGGAUAAGGACACAACGGCCACAUUCCAUGAGACUCAAGGUCUAGUUACUUGUCUGAUUGUGAACCUUUGUAAUGGCGAGGUUGAUGAAAUGGUCGAAUUCAAAGCUACACCAAAUAUUUUCCGUAACAACUAAGAACAUUUUUUUUCAUCAGCUUUAAAAAAAAAAUGCAAAUCAUCACAAUCUAAUUAAUUGAAUUAAUAAUAAAUUCUAUGAAAACCAAUUUUCAAUAAACAUUUUUUUUUGAUUUUCUUUCA
Messenger RNA from Sitodiplosis mosellana (orange wheat blossom midge), 1779 nucleotides. RefSeq lists its product as uncharacterized. Lineage: Eukaryota; Metazoa; Arthropoda; Insecta; Diptera; Cecidomyiidae. Gene Ontology annotation, molecular function: protein binding. The coding region runs from base 131 to 1657 and encodes 508 amino acids. The transcript is spliced from 3 exons. Gene Ontology annotation, biological process: neurogenesis. The record is from RefSeq and is a predicted model, not a curated record. Gene Ontology annotation, cellular component: cytosol.